Pedinophyceae sp. YPF-701 is the source of this 2811-nucleotide messenger RNA. Lineage: Eukaryota; Viridiplantae; Chlorophyta; Pedinophyceae. The record is from the annotation of a GenBank genome assembly.
AUGGAUCUGGCCACCACCUUCCAGUCAACCGUGCGCGCCUCCUGUGCCCGGCCUCCUCGCGCCCCGAGGACGCCCAUGCGCCCGGGAGUGCCGGGGCGAGUGGCUGUCAAGGCCGGCGCCUCGCCGAAGAAGGCCAGCGUGAACGCCGUUUCGAUGCCCGCCGAGAAGUCCAGUUCGCUCAUGCCUCUCCCGCCGACCGUCUCCCCGAAGACGGCGGACGAGCUGGUCGCGAACAUCAGUUACCACUCCAAGUACACGUCGGCGUCCAAGCCGCUCUCGUUCGAGGUCCCGGCGGCCUACAGGGCCACCGCGGCGUCGGUGGAGGAGCGCCUCAUCGAGCGCUGGGAUGCCACCUUCUCGCACUUCGAGCAGAAGGACCCGAAGAUGGCCUACUACAUCUCCAUGGAGUACCUGCAGGGCCGCUACCUGCAGAACGCCAUCCGCAACAUCGGCCUCAAGGACGAGUACAGCAAGGCCCUGGACAAGCUCGGGCAGGACCUGGAGGAGAUCGAGGAGUUUGAGACGGACCCGGCCCUGGGCAACGGCGGGCUGGGGCGGCUGGCGUCGUGCUUCCUGGACUCGAUCGCGUCGUGCAACUACCCCGCGUGGGGGUACGGUCUGCGGUACAAGUACGGUCUGUUCAAGCAGCUCGUGGACGCGUCCGGGCAGAAGGAGGUGCCGGAGAACUGGCUGGACGGCGGCAACCCGUGGGAGAUGCGGCGCGACUCGAUCCGCUACCCGGUGCGGUUCUACGGGCACUCGACGGGCAGCGGCUGGGAGGGCGGCGAGGUGAUCGAGGCGGUGGCGUACGACUCGCCCAUCCCCGGGUACAACACGGUCAACACCAUCUCGCUGCGCAUGUGGAACGCGGAGCCGGUGUCGGCGCAGUUCAACCUGGAGGCGUUCAACAACGGCGACCACCUGCACGCGAUCGAGCGCCAGGCGCGCGCGGACCAGAUCAACGCGGUGCUGUACCCGGCGGACGGCACCACGCAGGGCAAGGAGCUGCGCAUCCGGCAGCAGUACUUCCUGUGUUCGGCGUCCGUGCAGGACAUCGUGGCGACGUUCAAGCGCCGCCAGAUGGCCCUGACCGGCAAGAUCGACUGGGACCAGCUGGGGUCGAAGGCCACGGUGCAGAUGAACGACACGCACCCCACGCUGGCGGCGCCGGAGCUGAUGCGCAUCCUGCUGGACGAGGAGGGCCUGGACUGGGACCACGCGUGGAAGGUGACGCAGGGCGUGGUGAACUACACGAACCACACGCUGCUGCCCGAGGCGCUGGAGAAGUGGCCGCUGGACCUGAUGGUGAAGCUGCUGCCGCGGCACAUGGAGAUCAUCACGCGCAUCAACCGCGAGUUCGUGGCGACGCUCAAGCCGUUCGACGACGAGACCGAGGCGGAGUUCCUCGCGCGCGUGAACGACGUGAGCAUCCUGGUCGGGUGCGACCCGGAGACGGGCAAGCCGCUGGAGAAGAUGCUCAAGGAGGUCGAGGUGGAGGAGGCCGACUCGGACGAGGAGGGCGGGACGCUGGAGACCAAGACGGUGAAGAAGGUCGUCGAGGUCGACCCGCCGAAGCCCGCGGUCGCCAUGGCCAACCUGUGCGUGGUGGCCGCCAAGUACGUCAACGGCGUGGCGCAGCUGCACACCGACCUCAUGAAGGUGCAGGUGUUCAAGAACUUCGCGCGCAUGUACCCGGAGAAGUUCCAGAACAAGACCAACGGCGUGACGCCGCGCCGCUGGCUCGCGUGGUGCAACCCGCGCCUGUCGGCGGUGAUCACCAAGUGGCUGGGCAACGACGAGUGGGUCACGCACCUCGACCAGCUCGAGGGGCUGCUCAAGUUCAAGGACGACCCGAAGCUGAAGAAGGAGUGGGCCGAGGCCAAGCUCGAGCAGAAGAAGGACCUCGCCAAGUGGCUCAAGGUCGAGACGGGCUUCGACAUCCCCAGCGAGGGCUUCAUGUACGACGUGCAGGUGAAGCGCAUCCACGAGUACAAGCGGCAGCUGCUCAACAUCCUCGCGGUGAUCUACCGCUACAAGAAGAUGAAGGAGAUGUCGCCCGAGGAGCGCAAGAAGGCCUUCGUGCCCAAGGUGGUGAUGAUUGGCGGCAAGGCCUUCGCGACCUACAUCCAGGCCAAGCGCAUCGUGCGCCUGAUCAACAACGUCGCGCGCACGGUGAACAACGACCCGGACGUGCAGGACCUCCUCAAGGUGGUCUUCGUGCCCAACUACUCGGUCAAGGUCGCCGAGCACCUCAUCCCCGCCACGGAGCUGUGCCAGCAGAUCUCGACCGCGGGCAUGGAGGCCUCGGGCACGUCCAACAUGAAGUUCAUGAUGAACGGCGCGCUGACCGUCGGCACGCUCGACGGCGCCAACGUGGAGAUCCGCGAGUGCGUCGGCGAGGAGAACUUCUUCCUGUUCGGGGCCACCGCCGACAUGAUCGACGGCAUCCGCGAGGACCGCAAGGAGGGCAAGUUCGAGCCCGACCCGCGCUUCGAGGAGGUCAAGGCCUACGUCAGGUCGGGCGUCUUCGGCGACGACGGCGAGACCAUGGGCGAGUUCGACCAGCUCAUGGGCUCCCUCGAGGGCAACGAGGGCUUCGGACGCGCCGACUACUUCUGCGUCGGCUUCGACUUCCCCUCCUACCUCGAGGCCCUCGACGCCGCCGACGCCGCCUACAGGGACCAGGACUCGUGGGUCACCAAGUCGAUCAUCCAGACGGCGACGUCGGGCAAGUUCUCCAGCGACCGCACCAUCCGGCAGUACGCCACGGAGAUCUGGGGCCUCGACGAGGUCAAGGUGCCGGAGGCCUAG